AGAUCAACAUCGGCCCACUUCUACUUCAACGUCAACUUUCACAGUUGAUCUCGACUAUUGCAGCAAACACUUUCGACAAUGGCAGCUCCUAUCGUUCCUGGUCUUCGCCACCUCAUCCCCGUACUGUCAUCCACUGCCUCUGUUGCAUUCUGCUUCACAGAGUACUGGACUCUUUUGCCUUUCCGCCGAUCCGACAUCCCACCUGAGUCCCUGUCCCACUUCUUUGAUGACUACUUCUACAACACGAUUCCAGGCUGGGCAGGAUUUGGUCUCAUCAGUUCCAUCUCCGGAUACCUUUGCUUCCGUAAUACCACCGGCCUAGCGAGAACACUGUAUGGCUGGGGAACAGUCCUUACUCUUGGUCACUAUGCUUUCGGCCCCCCCAUUUCCAAAGUUAUCAAGGGAAUGAUCUAUGGUCCCCAUGACAAGACCAAGGGUCUACUGAAGGAUUGGUUGAAGAUCCAUACGGUUCGGACUCUGAUGAUGGAUAUCCCUGCCAUGGCAUGCUUUGUUGCAGCACUCUCUUAUUUGCUUUGAGACGUCGAUCUCUUUUAUCGCUAUACUCAAUCAUGAGUCAUCAUAUGAUUUGAGUGCAAGCCCAUGAUGCGUUGCUUGGUCUGGUGGGGGAAACAUGGCCAAUGAGUUUGCGAGUACCACGAAUACACAAAAGACGUCCGUCGUGGUACUACACACAUUCAAUGCAUCUGUGCAAAUUGUGAUUACGAUAUCUGCUGGCAGUUGCUGUUAGCAGCGGCCCGGGCCAUGUUCGGGCCCAUGUUGUUAGUCUGCCUUGGAUCUUGUAAGUGUUAAUCUAGGUAUCCAUGCAUUAUCAACUUUAAAAUCUUCUUCCAAAGCCAAGGGUCAAUUGCUCCAGAAGAGUCGUCUCGUUAGCUAUGGU
Molecule: messenger RNA, 898 nt
Organism: Mollisia scopiformis
Lineage: Eukaryota; Fungi; Ascomycota; Leotiomycetes; Helotiales; Mollisiaceae
Exons: 3
Coding region: 79-537 (152 amino acids)
Source: RefSeq, a predicted model, not a curated record